CUGGGAACCCGCGGAACCAAGCGCAACGUGCGGAGCGCCUGGGCGGCGGUGGCGGCGCACGCUAUGGCUCCGGCCGGAGACCGCGAGGGCUACUGGGGCCCCACGACCUCCACACUGGACUGGUGCGAGGAGAACUACACGGUGACCUGGUACAUCGCCGAGUUCUGGAAUACAGUGAGUAACCUGAUUAUGAUUAUACCUCCAAUUUUUGGUGCAAUUCAGAGUGUUAGAGGUGGACUGGAAAAGCGGUACAUUGCUUCCUAUUUAGCACUCACAGUGGUAGGAAUGGGAUCCUGGUGCUUCCACAUGACUCUGAAAUAUGAAAUGCAGCUAUUGGAUGAACUCCCAAUGAUUUACAGCUGUUGUAUAUUUGUAUACUGCAUGUUUGAAUGUUUCAAGACAAAGAACUCUGUAAACUACCAUCUGCUUUUUACUUUAGUUCUGUUCAGUUUAAUAGUAACCACAGUUUACCUUAAGGUAAAGGAGCCUGUAUUCCAUCAGGUCAUGUAUGGAAUGUUGGUCUUCACAUUAGUAGUUCGAUCUAUUUAUAUUGUUACAUGGGUUUAUCCAUGGCUUAGAGGACUGGGUUAUACAUCCUUGGGUGUAUUUUUAUUGGGAUUUUUAUUAUGGAACAUAGAUAACAUCUUUUGUGAUUCACUGAGGAACUUGCGAAAGAAGGUGCCACCUAUCAUAGCUGUUACCACACAGUUUCAUGCAUGGUGGCAUAUUUUAACUGGCCUUGGUUCUUAUCUUCACAUCCUUUUCAGUUUAUAUACAAGAACACUUUACCUGAGAUACAGGCCAAAGGUGAAGUUUCUCUUCGGAAUCUGGCCGGUGAUCCUGUUUGAGCCUCUCAGGAAGCAGUAAUGAAUUAUUUCACCAGUAAAACAAAAUAACACGUACCAUAGGCCGGGUCAAAUGAUUAAGGAAAUCGUCAGAGAUUUACACGUUCAAAUAUAUCAUGACCAUCGCAGCAAAGGAGUGACUUUCUGACUAAUGCUGCCAGCCAUACAGAGAAUGAGGAAUGGGGCUUGUUGGAUGUUUAGCUUGUGUCUUUAUCUCAUUUGUCUUCCUCCUCCUCGCCGUCACUCUAAGAUGUUUCAAAAGAAACAGGCAUGAUGUGUAUGUAUAUACUCAAAUGCUGGAAAUAUUGGGCUUUUCUUAACAGGUUAACAGUUUGUGCUGAUCAUAGGAAAUUAACCUUUUUCUCUUUUUUGACAAGGCUUGCAUGUGAAUUAAACUUUUCUUAAUAUUUGAUUAAAUAAUGAAAACAGUCAGCUAAGGACUGGCAAAACCCCAUAUCCAGAUGGCCAGCUAUGAGGCAGCACUUAGCUAUUUCAGCCUUGAUUUAUAUUUUUGUCAUAGUAACUUCAUGGAUGGUUUCCCAAGGUAAAAAAAAAAAAAAA
Lipotes vexillifer (Yangtze River dolphin) is the source of this 1406-nucleotide messenger RNA. It is a transcript of the gene ACER3, whose product is annotated as alkaline ceramidase 3. The coding region runs from base 64 to 867 and encodes 267 amino acids. The record is from RefSeq and is a predicted model, not a curated record. NCBI's taxonomy places the organism in Eukaryota, Metazoa, Chordata, Mammalia, Artiodactyla, Lipotidae. The transcript is spliced from 11 exons. Gene Ontology annotation, cellular component: endoplasmic reticulum membrane. Gene Ontology annotation, molecular function: N-acylsphingosine amidohydrolase activity. Gene Ontology annotation, biological process: ceramide metabolic process; phytosphingosine biosynthetic process.